Astrephomene gubernaculifera is the source of this 1956-nucleotide messenger RNA. The record is from the annotation of a GenBank genome assembly. NCBI's taxonomy places the organism in Eukaryota, Viridiplantae, Chlorophyta, Chlorophyceae, Chlamydomonadales, Astrephomenaceae.
CCUAGACAUGUUCUCCCAUACUUACUUUCCGCUAAGAUAGCUUUUUUAAACUGACGCUUUUCAGGAGCCAAAAGCGUGACUUCCACUGCCAUCCAUCCUGCAACCUCCGUCCUCGGGGUAGACUCAGUUCACAGAGCAGUUGCUUUUUACAUAAAAUGGUGCCUUGGUCAUAGUUGGUGACCAACCACAGACCGUGCAGGGCUGCAAACUGCGCGUUCGCCAUGGCGGACAUGGGUCGACACGGACCAGAGCAUCCGACGCACCUUCACACAGCGUUUGAGGAUCCUGAGGCACAGGCAACUACGGACGUUGAUGCCCGAGCGAACGGUGUCGACGUGGACGCUCCCUUGCGUCAUGACUUUGACCAGCCACGCAUCCUUUCCCACAGCCAGACUUCCCUCACGGACAACACCACAGCCGCUUCAGCAGCACCUUUACCUCGACAUCUGCAUCACGAUAUAACCUUCCCUCAGCGCCAGCACUCCCAACCCCUUACCUCCGCCUCCCAUCAUCACCACCAUCGCCAUCCCCAGCCAUCCCGACAUGGCGGCACCACGCCCCCACGCCCACAUCCCUCUCGCCGCAGCGGCCCUUCCUCCCCCUACCGCCCACCCUCCCGCUCCCACUCCGCGCGCCUCUCCACCUGCUCCUCCCCAUCCACCAUCAGCGUGCGCCGCGGCCCCAGCCGCGGCCUCUACACCUCCCCUCAAGGCACCCUAGACGGCGCCACCCUGGCCGCCGCCGUUGCCGCGGCUCCCAUCAACCGCGCACCCUCCCACCGCUCGCCGCCCACCUCAGCCUACCGCGGCGCUGGCGGCGGCGGCGGCGGCCUCCGUCGCAACGAAAGCAGCAACACCCUUCUCAACAACAUCCAUCCAGACAUCCUAGAUGACCUCCGGGCGCUAGACGACUUGGAAGGCGGCUCACUGCUGCGGCCGCUGCUGGCGCAGGAGGGUGGUGGAGACGGCGGCGGCGAGGGGGGUGGCGGCGGCGACGGCGAUGGUGGAGGGGGUGGUGGAGGGGAUGGUGGCGGAGGAGAUGGCGGCGGCGGGGGGCAUGUGGAUGAGGCGGAGACGUAUGAGGUGAAGGAGCUGCUGGAGGCUAAGCCGCGGGACGUGCUGCAGUUCAUUGAGGAGGAGGGCGUUGUGAAGCUGGACGAGUGGGAGGCUGCUGACGGGCUGGUGCUGCGUGCGUUCGGCGGGGAGCCCUUCCUGGUGCUGGGGCACGAGCACGCGGAGCCGCCCGAGCUGCGGGACAUGUGGAUGGAGCGGCUGGGGGAGGGCGGCAGGGUGCAGGGCACCGGCUGGACCUCCACCCUCUCCGUGGAGGCCCAUGUGGUGAACCUGUACGACGCGGCGGGGCCCGGACCCGCGGGUCUGCUGCGGCCGCUGCUGGCGCGGCUGCGGGUGCACGGCUGCCCGCCCACCGUGUUCGCGCUACCAGCGGUGCAGGCCGUCAUCGCUCACAAGUGGAACAGCUGGGCUCGCCACUUCCUGAUGGCCGAGUUCGUCUUCUACGCGCUGUGGCUGGCAGCCUUCUCAGCCUUCUCACUGCUGCUGGAGGACGGAGCCGACCCGGUGCAUGCAGCGGCGGCAGGAGGUGGAGGUGGUGGUGGAGGCGGAGGAGGUUUUCGGUUGUUCAGUAGCGGCGGCGGUGCAGGAGAAGAUGACGGCGAGGGCGGCGCCUACGGCGGCGCCGCCUUUUCAAUUCCCGUCAUCCGCAUGCUGGCGAGUAUCGUACAAGCGGUGACGGCGACGCUUCACGCCGCGCCCCCGCUGGCAGGCAGCGACUCCGCAACCGCCGCAACCGUCAGCAGCAGCAUCAGCGGGGCCAUCAGCACCCCCGACGGGGUGUGCUCCGCUCGUUUCCUGGCGUUUUGGGACUGGGGUGCGCUGGCUGGGUUGCUGCGCAGUCCCCGCGGCCUGGCCCAGCUGGGUGCGAGCACGGCGGCGGUGG